GUUACUUCCUGGAAAAACACACGUGGAUUCCAGCGACUCCUCCACGCACUGAGGGAAGCAGCAGCAGCAGCAACAACAACAACAACAUGGCAAGUUACGGGCUCACUUACGACGGCUGCAAUUUCUUCAGACAACGCCUGGUUUUGUCCACGCUGAGUGGGAAGCGAGUUAAAAUCAGAAACAUCCGGUCCAAAGACGACGACCCGGGGCUGCGAGAUUUUGAGGCCAGCUUCAUCAGACUUCUUGACAAAGUGACCAACGGCUCCACGAUAGAAAUAAACCAAACAGGCACUGUGUUAUUCUACCGACCGGGUUUACUUUACGGAGGCUGCAUAGAACACGACUGCAGCCUGCAGCGCUCCAUAGGGUACUACCUGGAGGCCCUGCUCAUGCUGGCUCCCUUCAUGAAGACCGCGCUGAAGGCCACCCUCAGGGGCGUCACCAAUGACCCCACGGACCCCACGGUGGAUCUGCUCAAGUGCACAGCUCUUCCUGUGAUGAAGAAGUUUGGCAUUGAUGGAGAAGGCUUGGACCUGAAGGUGGUGAAGAGAGGAAUGGCACCUGGCGGAGGAGGAGAGGUGGUGUUUACGUGCCCUGUCAGAAGGACCAUCAAGCCCGUGCAGCUCACAGAGCCAGGAAAGAUUAAAAGAAUCCGGGGUGUGGCAUAUUCCGUGAGAGUUUCCCCUCAGAUGGCCAACAGGAUUGUGGAGUCGGCCCGGGGUGUCCUGAACAAGUUCAUUCCGGACAUCUACAUCCACACGGACCACAUGAAGGGAGCCAACUCUGGCAAUGUGAGUUUUCGCAGGUCACCAGGUUUUGGUCUGAUGCUGGUGGCAGAGACUCUGGAAGGUUAUUUCCUCGGCGCUGAGAUGACGUCCACGCCGCAGGGACAAGGAGACCCCGUUUUGCCCGAGGACCUGGGACGCGACUGUGCCAAGCGGCUGCUGGAGGAAGUACAUCGGGGCGGCUGCGUGGAUUCGUCCAAUCAGAGCCUGGCGCUGCUCCUGAUGACCCUUGGCCAGCAGGACGUAUCCAAGCUUUUGCUCGGACCUCUCUCGCCGUACACGAUGGAGUUCCUCCGACACAUUAGAGACUUUUUCCAGCUCAUGUUCAAAAUGGACGUUCAGAAGCCGUUAGAGGAGGAGAGGAAAGGGGGGGAUAAAGUCCUCAUGACGUGCGUCGGGGUCGGUUACAGCAACUUGAACAAAACUCUGAAAUAAAUCACACAUUUUGUACACAAAGUCUAAGGUGUUUAUUUGUGUCCAGUACGGUGAAGUGCACAAGAGGGAACAAAAUACUUUGGAGUACCGCUCAUCAGUCACAAAUGUUACAUGUUUUUUUUUUUUUUUUUUAACUCGUCCAGCAUUGCUGGGAUUCCACAUGAAAAAGCUAUUUAAGAUGCUUCCUUUCAAGUCUCGCUUGUGGCAAAGUCAAUUUGUAUUAUCGAUGUGCCAAGCAGCCACGUGUUUGUCAUCACAGGAAGUCGGGGGCGUUAGUCCUGACCGCACAGAUGUUUGAGGGCGUCGCCAUAGCUGCCUGACACUUCAGACUACCAAAAAAAGAGAAAGAAACCAGUAACUAUUACUCAUCUUUUGCAGCAAAUUAAUCUAAUAUUGAUACAGUAUUUGAUAUCUGUCCGAUAUCAGCCCUAUCGCAUUGUUUUGAACGGCGUGAGACGCUGCGUCACUAUGCCAGAAUAAUAGUUCUUUGUGUUAUUGUGCUAGCUGCUACAAUAACAAUGGCACUGUAGCUUGGCUUAUAUACAGGUCAGUUAUGCAACAUUAUUGGUGUUUUUUGAGGUUUUAUAUAUAUAUAUAUAUAUAUAUAUAUAUAUAUAUAUAUAUAUAUAGGGGUGUCCCAUUACGUGUACUGUUAGCUCCCACGUGCUAACUAUUUUUUAACUAUUUUUCUCUCUUUAGAACGCGCAGAAAAGUGAAAGACGUGGUCAUGUUUCACAUAAGGAUUGUGUAAGAUUUGGGCAAGAUUCCAAAAAAAGUGCAGGUUUCCUUUUAAGGUGAAAUAUGCUGUUUAUCAGCUGAUCAAAAGGUUUAAGACCACAGCCACACCAUGGCUUUCCUGUUGGUUUGAAACGUUUGCGUGGGACGCCAAAAAGUCAUUGGCUACAAGAGAAAAGAGCUGACACCUGUCAGAGGUGAGUAAUAUCUGGUUUAGAUGCUUCAUUUAGUACCUUGGACCUUGCUACAUUAUGCCUAUUGUGAAUCAAAUAUCAACAAGAUCUCGUGGGACUAAAACGUGACAAGA
This is a messenger RNA of Dunckerocampus dactyliophorus (ringed pipefish), 2262 nucleotides long. It is a transcript of the gene rcl1, whose product is annotated as RNA terminal phosphate cyclase-like 1. Gene Ontology annotation, cellular component: nucleolus. The transcript is spliced from 9 exons. The coding region runs from base 87 to 1220 and encodes 377 amino acids. Gene Ontology annotation, biological process: ribosome biogenesis; endonucleolytic cleavage of tricistronic rRNA transcript (SSU-rRNA, 5.8S rRNA, LSU-rRNA). Gene Ontology annotation, molecular function: RNA endonuclease activity. NCBI's taxonomy places the organism in Eukaryota, Metazoa, Chordata, Actinopteri, Syngnathiformes, Syngnathidae. The record is from RefSeq and is a predicted model, not a curated record.